This is a messenger RNA of Conger conger (European conger), 813 nucleotides long. Its product is annotated as olfactory receptor 6N2-like. Lineage: Eukaryota; Metazoa; Chordata; Actinopteri; Anguilliformes; Congridae. The record is from RefSeq and is a predicted model, not a curated record. The transcript has a single exon. Gene Ontology annotation, molecular function: olfactory receptor activity; G protein-coupled receptor activity. Gene Ontology annotation, cellular component: membrane. Gene Ontology annotation, biological process: G protein-coupled receptor signaling pathway. Bases 1 to 813 code for a protein of 270 amino acids.
AUGAUUUUCUUUGCAGUGCUGCUAUUGAGAAAACUACACACACCCAUGUACAUUUUAAUCGGCAAUCUCUCUUUAACAGAUAUCAUCAUUACAACCACCGUUCUUCCCAAGAUUAUAUCUGUGGGCUUAUUCAAUGACAUUGCCAUUUCUUACUCAGGGUGCUUCCUGCAGCAGAACAUCUAUUUGGCAUUUCAGGCAACUCAGAGUUUUCUGCUUGGUGUCAUGGCUUUUGACCGCUAUGUGGCCAUUUGUAAUCCUCUACGCUACAAUGACAUUAUCACUCUCAAGAUAUGUGCUCUACUUUCAAUCUCGUCUUGGAUUAUUGGAAUUCUAAUAACCUUUCCAGUUGUAAUUAAAUCAUCAAUGUUACCUUUCUGUGGGGACAAAAUGAUGUUUUGGUUUUGUGAUUUCCCUCCUGUCAUUGCACUCUCCUGUUCAGACACAACAUCCCUGUUGUUCCAAGCUCUCGGGUUGGCUUUAUUUACCAUUAUGAUUCCUGGAUAUGUCAUUAUUUGGACAUACAGUAAAAUAAUUUUAACAGUUUGUAAAAUUAAAUCUGUGGAUGGCCGUAAAAAGGCCUUCUCUACCUGCUCCUCACAUCUCACUGUUGUAAUCCUGUUCUAUGGUGCACAUCUGAUUGUUUAUAUUAGUUCCACAGUAAAUAAUGUCCGUCCAAGUGUUCUCAUCUUGAUCUCCAUUAUCAACUGUAUCCUGACUCCUUUUGCAAACCCCAUCAUUUACAGCUUCAGAAAUAAAGAGUUAAAGACUGCUAUUCAGAAACACUUCCUUUUUCCUCGUUUACAUCCCCUGUAA